AUGGCUCCGCCCCCAAAGCCAACCGUCCCCGAGAGCCGGGGGGCUCUUCCAGCAAGCAACCCAGCCGGUCCCCCCUCGGGUCUGUCCGUGAUCCCCUCGCAGUACAACUCGGAACAAGGACUACGGCAAAGUCUGAAGCACAUUGGAUAUGAUGAGGCCCGCGAAGACGGGUACCGCUUGAAAGGUAUACAGCUGAUUGACAGCGUCCGACGGAGCCUGCAACUGCCGGUGAAGACAUUUGAUACAGCGGCAGUCUAUUACCACAAGUUCCGUGUGCGGUUCCCGAGCAACGAGUACAAUUACGAAGAUGUGGCGCUGGCAACGCUCUUUGUAGCAUGUAAGGCCGAAGACACCAUCAAGAAGUCAAAAGAUAUUCUCUGCGCCGCACACAACCUCAGACAACCUCACGAUCACAAAACACCGGAUGAUAAGAUAUUCGAAGCUCCCUCCCGUUUCACUGUCGGUUUAGAGCGGCACAUCUUGGAAACAAUAGGGUUCGAUUUCCGCGUCCAAUACCCACAGAAGCUUCUUGUGAAGAUAAUUAGAAGGAUGUUUCCGCGUAACGAUGAGGCAGCGCAGGAGGAGGGCGAGAAGUUCCUUCGGGUCGCGUACGAUAUGUCCAUCGACCUCUACAAAACCUUUGCGCCUGUGAAGCAGGCUACUUUCACCCUGGUAUUAGCCGUCCUAGAGCUUACUGCUCUACUCCUGGAGACCGACCCCGCGCGUGUCGCCGAGUUUCGCGACACUCCUGCUUGGCAUACUCGCCGUGCACCCGUUCUCGAGACGAUUUUGGAUUUGCUCGACCUGUACACGCAAUUUCCGAAAUCGACCAAGGUUGGGCCGAGGCUGGUGGUUCAAAAGGUCAUGGAUGUCAAGAUUGAGAUUAACAAUCUACUCACGAACGAAAAGCGUCAACGUCACCAUGGUUGGUGUGACCGGUGCGUGUCAGACACAUUGGAAACACAAUCUGCCACGCCCGGCUCGGCCACCUCGCCGGCGACAAACUCAUCAGCCCCCGGCAGUGGCUCGUCAAAACGUAAGAGGGCGGCUAGCGAAGGGACCCAGCGAUUUGUUUUCGAUGCGGAUGAAGCCCGCAAUGAAAAGAACCUUGUGGCUCGCUAUUUUGAAGAUCAAUACGAAGAGCAAGAGGUGGAAGUAGAGGAACCGAUUAAGGAGUCGGAUUCACGUCCACCAGGACGGGGGAAUUAUUCAUAUCGUAACCAGAGCCACGGCCAAGGGGAUUAUGGAUGGCCAGGGCACCACCGAAACAGUAGGCAUGCACAUCCAGGCGAUCGGCAUGGUCGAAGUCGGCGCGGGCAUGGUUAUUAA
Messenger RNA from Dichotomopilus funicola, 1329 nucleotides. RefSeq lists its product as uncharacterized. The transcript has 3 exons. Gene Ontology annotation, cellular component: nucleus; cyclin/CDK positive transcription elongation factor complex. Gene Ontology annotation, molecular function: cyclin-dependent protein serine/threonine kinase activator activity. The coding region runs from base 1 to 1329 and encodes 442 amino acids. Lineage: Eukaryota; Fungi; Ascomycota; Sordariomycetes; Sordariales; Chaetomiaceae. Gene Ontology annotation, biological process: positive regulation of DNA-templated transcription, elongation; regulation of transcription by RNA polymerase II. The record is from RefSeq and is a predicted model, not a curated record.